UGUCCCGCCGGGCUGGCCGCGCUCCUGCUCCUGGGGCUGGGGCUGGCGGCCGCCGCCGCCCUCGGGAGCGCGGCCCACCGCCCGCUGCGGCCCCUGCGGCUCGCCUCCCGCGGACUGCACGCCUUCCUCGCCGCCCUCCUUUCUGGGCUUCUGCUGGCGCUCUCCUGCUGGGGGGGAAGGCGGCGGCGGGCCGGAGCGCCCCUGGGAGGGUCUGGUUUCAAGGGCGCCACCCCUCUGCCGCAGGCGCGCAGCCCCUUCGCCCCGCGCGAGUCCUGGCGGCGCGCGGCCCGCACAGCCCCGGUGGCGGGCACCUUCGGGCUGCUGAGCGGAGCCCUGCAGGGCUACGAAGUGCUGCACGCCCUGGGCUAUGGCGGCCAACCUGGCCUGGAGGGACCCUGGCCCUGGUGGGCCUUCCAGCUAGGCCUGCGCUUGGGCGAGGUGGGCGUCGCGCUCCCGUUGGCGCUGCUGGGCCUCUACCCGGCGCUCUGCAGCCCCCGUGUGCCGCCGCGCUGCUGGGCCAAGCUCUUCCGCCUGUCCCCGGGCCACGCGGCCCCGCUGCUGCCCGGGGGCUGGGUCACCGGGCCCCCCGACAAGGAGCCCCUGGGUGGCGCCAUCGCGCGUGGCGACGCGGAGCUGCUGCAGCUGUGCGCCCUGGCGGGGCCGGGCCCCGACCUCCUACUCCAGGGAGGCGGCUGCCGGGGCUUCGAAGGCGCGGCGGCCAACCCGGCCCCUUCUCCGGCCUCCUCCCCCUGCAGCGAUUACACCGUGGAUUUCCGCCCGCCCUCCCCAAUCAACCUGCGGCGCAGCAUUGAGGAGGCCCUCUGCAGCGAGGCCCUGCUCACUCCCGGCCUUUUCCAGGGCCCUGCCUACGGGGAAGCCUUGCCUGGGCUGGGCCUCUACCGCACCGCCUCGUUGGGGGCGAAGACCGGGGCCGGACCCAAUGAGAGGUCUGAGGAGGCCCUUGGCUCUCCAGCACCGCAGGAGCUCCCCUCUCCCGGGGCCUGGCCCGCGGGCAGCAGCGCCUCUUCCGGCUCACUGUGCGGACUUUCGAGGGACAGCUCGUCCAUGCUGCUAUGCUCCAGCCCCGACAGGCCUCCACGCUGUCCGCUGGUCUGCGUCCUCAGUCCCCCGCGGCCCUCGGGAAGCAGCCCUAGCCUCCCGGGCUCAGGCUCUUACCAGGCCCUGUCCCCCCCCUCCCGCGACUCCCCAGAGCCUACUCUUGAGCUGCAGGCCGCAGAAGCUUUGCUGCAGGAGCAAUUCCUGGACGCCUGCCGACAGAUCGACGAGCUGAGCGUGGGCAGCGACACCAUAGACCUGUGAAGAGGCGCCCCCCCUAGGUGCACCAGCCUACGCCCCCUCCUGGCGCCUGCUCUGCCCGAGACCUGCACACUGUAACCCUUCCUCAAUCCUGCCUGGCUCAGAUACCUCUCCCCGCUUCCUUCUCCAUCCAGGGGUCCCUGGGUGGGUGGGUCAGCAGCCAGGCUCUGUUGAUUGGGAAUUAGUGCCACCUCCUCUGGAGCCCUGGGCUCUGAUGCCCUCUGCUGCAAUUCUAGGCUGGCAGGGGUCCCACUUUCCUUGGCAUUCACCAGCAAUAAAGCCCCAAGGUGCUCCACUCCUGACCACCACUCCCCACUCUGGUGCUGAGUGAGAGGGGCUGUCCUCAGAGGACCUCGAGACCGGCUUCAGUCCCCAAACCCACCUCUGCCAUACCCAGGAAUCCCAUUCCUGUAUGAGUGAGCCUCCCUGUCCUCCAUGUGAUCCUUCCCCAUAGAAGGGUCCAUAGCUCAUCUAGGAGACUCUACAGCAGUUGGGUGGGAGGUGAACGCUUUCAGAGUUAAUUUAUCAAUAAAAUAUUUUCAGAGAAA
Messenger RNA from Herpailurus yagouaroundi (jaguarundi), 1865 nucleotides. RefSeq names its product proline rich transmembrane protein 4 (gene PRRT4). The annotation marks the transcript as partial. The record is from RefSeq and is a predicted model, not a curated record. The transcript has a single exon. Lineage: Eukaryota; Metazoa; Chordata; Mammalia; Carnivora; Felidae.